Molecule: messenger RNA, 5697 nt
Organism: Eimeria acervulina
Lineage: Eukaryota; Apicomplexa; Conoidasida; Eucoccidiorida; Eimeriidae
Product: DnaJ domain-containing protein, putative
Exons: 5
Coding region: 1-5697 (1898 amino acids)
Source: RefSeq, a predicted model, not a curated record
AUGCGGGAGGCUGUCCGCCAAGGAGACAGUGAGGAGGAGUCAGACUCAACUCACGCGUCUGCUGAUGCUGCCAGGCUGCAUGCAGUAGCGCGACGCAUUCAGCUAAGGGAGCAUGCAAGUAGGCAGCAGCAACUUCAACUCCACAAGCAGCUGCAACAACAACAGCAGCUGCUGCAGCAGCAGCAACAGCAACUGCACCAGCAGGACGCGCUGCUGCGGCAUCAAGAACAGUUGUUGAGGCAGCAAGAACAGCAGCUCGCGAGCCGGGAAACUGAAGCUGGGCUGCUGCUUCGUCAGGUGAGCUUGCUGCAGCAGCAGCUCGAAGAGAGAGCGGAUCGCCUUGCAGCUGCGGAAGGCAACUAUCUCGAUGUUACUGCUUCCCUACAGCAGCUACAACAGCGCGUAGCGUUGGGAGAUGAGGCGAGACUGUUGGUUGAGGAGGUGAGGCAGCAGCAGCAGCAGGACACGCAGCAUCUGUAUGCAGAGGUUCGUCGCCUGCGCCGCCAGCUGUCUCACCGAAUGCAUCAUUCAGGAUCGUCUGAAGAGAAGGACAGAAGCGGAGUAAGCUCUGGAGUAAACGAAGCGGACUUGGAGAAGGAGAAUCUUCAUGGAAGUGUCCGUAGCGACUCGCCUGCUCAGCACAUAGCGACAGGCGGGGGGCGCCCGAACCCGCCUAGUGGAGGGCUUUCGCUGCCCCCUAGGAGGACUGAGGGAGGGUCGUUGGACACCAACUCUGCAACCGGUCUUUGGUGCUGUGUGGAGGCAGCUGAGAACGCUUCAUGCACUGCGUGGGGCUGCAGUGCCUGUUGCUGCUGCAGCAGCGAUGACCAGCAUGAGGCGGUGGUUGCGGAGCUUCGGGCUGCACUGCACAGUUGCCGCUGCUCCAUGGAAAAUAGAGUAUCCGGCGAGUCAGCACUUUCGUCAGCAGCGGCGACAGGGGCUGCUGCCUUGGGAGUGCGCGAAGCUCUCCAUCGUUGCCCAGCAGCAGGAGCCGACCCUGAAAUUGUAGACAUGCUUCUGGAAAGGCUGAGAGCGGAGAGCAUGCAGAUUCGGGUGUAUUCGCAGCAACGGCACGCUGCGUCGUCCAGCAUGACGGCGAGCACCACUGAAUUGCAGCUGCAGCAUCAGGGCGGACUUGCGUCAAUAGACGAGUCGAUGGAGCGAGAGGCAUACGACGUUUUGGGCACAGCGCUUUCUGAAGACGUGCUGCUGCCGCUUCUCACUGUGCAAAACAUCGGUUCCUUGCUCCGUCUCAAGCAGCAGGGGAUCUUGCUUGCUAACUCGCGCUGGUUGCAGCUCCUAAAAGACACAGUUGGCAACAAAUUCCUAGAAGGGAGCUGCUGCCACUCCAGCGGGGACGGCACCAACGGGAAUGGCUUGGUGCAGGGGAAAAAAACACUUGGAGCAUAUCCUGAGGGAAGUAUUACAGAUAACGGUGGCGUGAUGCCUUCUGGAAGCGGCGGAGCACGAGGGGAGCGCCGGCAGCACGUGUUGCUGCAGUUGCUCUUGCGAGGUUCCGGGGGAGUGGCUGCGGCAGCAGGGCUUCUGCGGCACGGGACUGCCCCACUGGCUCUGCACGCAGCGACUCUGACUGACAGAGAUUCAGGCAACAAUGUGUUCCACCUCAUCUGCCUAAGGCAAGCUGCUGCACAUGCUCUCGCAGUCUGUUCUGCGAUCACUGUGGAUAGGCACAGCAGUGCAUUGGAACUUUCCUUGCAGGGCCUUUGCUUAACGGUCGGCAAGACCCCGGCAGACCUGCUCCCCCUGUUGCUGCCCCCGCAUCUACAAGAAUUGAGCGAGCCACAGAAGGCUGCAGCAGCGGGAGAACUGCAGCGACGUGCAGAGUUUCAGGAAGAAAUUUCGGGCGUGUCUUGCAACUUAAGGGCCUGGCGGAGCGUCGUGUUCGAAUAUGCAGCUAAGGCAAGCUCUCUGUACAGACAGCAUCGUAACGAAUCCGCCCUUGCUCUGUACACCGAGGCUCUGAAGCUGCAGCAGCGGCUGCUGGAGAAGCAACAGCAGCUUGAUGAGAUCACUGGUGGCGUCAGCUCCUCCAAUGUUUCGCUAAUGGAAAACACAGCAAAACUUGCGUUCAACAAGGCUUGCGAAUGGUUGCUGGACUUCGAGGGGGCGCUCAAUUACAUGCAGCUUAUGAGGCAGCACUGCCCAGAUUCCUUCGCCGCUGAGCACUACCAGAAGCUGAACGAAGCGCGCAUCGCACUUCUGGAUGCUGAGUCCUAUGCGAGGCAGCUGCUCUUGCCCAUUCAGCCACUAUACAGACAUCCUGAUUUGCUUGUCGUUGCCAAACCUGUGCAGCAGUCGACGCCUUCUCCGACUCUAGUGCCGCCGGACCAACUCACAACGGAGCAGCACCAACCUGACACACAACAGCAAAAUGACCAGCAGCAAGGGCAAGAAAGCCCGCAACAGCAGGCAAAUGAGGCGGAACCCCGGCUUGAGAAGCUGCAGCAACAAAGGCAGCAACUGCUGCGCUCCAUCGGAAGCCUUCAAAGGCAACAGCAGGAGUUGCAACGCGAACUCGAGGAGCACCGGGCAGCAGCUGCACAGCAGCCCGGUUGGAGCAGCACGAGUAAUUCCUUGCGUUGGCAUGAGCUACAGAAGCUGCAGCAGCAACAGCAAAAUAAGCAGAAGAGGCUCAUAGAGUGCGAGAGUGAAAUAGGUCAGUGGCUAAAGUGGAAGCAGAAGCAGCACCAAGAGCCCCAGCAGCACCCGCUGAGCCAACAGCAGCAGCAACAGAGUCAAGUGGAGCAGCAGAACCAACAACAGCAGCGAGGGGACACUCAACCUACCGAAGGAGAGAUCGAAAGAGGUGUAAGUGAGAACCAAACAAGCAGCUCAAACCCUUCUCGCCAGUGCGAGCGGCAACGAGCACAACAACCCAUUCCAGGGAAUUGCGAAGAAGAGGUUCACAGGGCGGCACCCUGCUGUAGCACAGCGCCGCAGGGUUUCCACCCGUCCAUGUGCGGCGUAUCCCCGUCAGUUGCGGCGGCUGCAGACACGAUAAAUGAGGCGGCAGCAGCUGCCUUGUCAGGGCGGGACCAAACGAAGCCUGAGGGUGAUAGCCCUUCUUGGGACUCUGUUCCUUCCAGCGAGAGCGACGGGGACGCGGCAAAAGCACAAAUUAUCUUUGAAGGGUGCGAGCACACCAGCAGUCAAGGAAGUCCGACGGCAACAACGGCUGUGCCGACACCUCCCCCCCUCAGAAGAGAAGCCAGUGCUUCGACGCAACAGCGCCGCAGUUCCUCGGAAAUACCCCCGUCGAGGACUUCGUCAAGAGAAACAGCGAGGACAACAAACAAGGGGCGAGUGAGGGACUACUCUUGCGCCAGUGCAUUCCGCCUCGCAGGCCGUUGCGGCUCGCGGGCUUCAUCCGCGGGGCCUCAGAUACGGACAGGAGAGGCAGCAAGAACGGCAACGGCGGCAACGCCAGCGGCUACUGCACGGAGGAGCCUCACGACUUGUAUUUAUUCCACAGCGCCACGACACGCUGUUGGUGCUGCGGAAAUAAGCAAAUCCAACAAGCCAAAGAGGAGUACAGCGUACUGGGAAGAAACUGACAGCAGCAGCAAGAGCAGCACCAGUGACAGCAGCAGCUGCAGCAGCAGUAGCAGUGACAGCACUAGCGACGGUGACAAUGAAGCUACAGACAGAGGCCCGGAUAUGCAGGGGACCGAAGCGAAUAUCUUUGGAAGAGGAAUGUUCGGUGCUGCGGCUACUGGCGCUGCUGCUAAUAUUGCGGGAGCGGCAGCCCCAGCAGCCUGCGGUGGCGCGGCUAAGGCAACCUUGCAGCCGCGGCAGCAGCAGCUUCCCUCGCCGCCCCCUCGAAGAGUACCAGCAACGCAAGGCGUGCGGAAAGAUGGCAGCAGAAGUAGCAGCGCUGACAGCGGUAGAUGUAAGACGAGGGGCGCCUCAGGCCGCAGACGUUUUGUCCGCACAAGGGGGUAUCUGCAGCAGCAACAAGAUGCCUCCCAACAGCAGCGACACGAGCAGCAGAAGCACCCGGAACAGCCACAACGACGGCAACAGCUCUGGCGGGGGACAGUUAGCGGGAACAAAGCUUCAGACAACACACUGCAAACAGAAUCUGCUAGUGCAACUUUGGCGGGCGGGCCUUCGUCAGAUGCGACCCCACAGGUGGCAGCAGCGGCUGCAGCUGCUUGGCUCUUGCCUCCUGACUUCCCCGAGCCGUUCGGCGCUGAGGGGCGCCCGUUGCAAAAGCAAGCAGACAAUUGUGGCCCUGACUCGGGGCAUCCACACCACCAGCAGCAGCACCGGCGGAAGCCGCCUUGUGAUCAUCCCGGCCCUACGGGCCCGCUUCACGCAGUAGCGCAUCAACAAAAUGAAGGUGCACGGGAGCGAACCCCUGUGGACUCUCCUGCGCUGCUUUCGCAGUCCUUGGAUGGGCAUCACAUGCGGCAGCAGCGACUACAGCAGGAGCUACACCAGGAACAUAUGCUGCACCGUGAGCUGCAGCAACACAGAGAGAUGCAGGCAGCAGCAGAGGCAGACAGGCGCCAACUGCUUUUUCCAGAUGAAGAUUUGCCAACAUUUCCGGCGAAUACAGAAGCAACAGAGACAGGCAGGCCUGCGGUACCCGGCCAGGCAGCUGCCACCGCAGGGCAGUCCGUGUCAGCAGCUCAAGCGGAAGGGGCUGCCGCUCCUCCUGAUGGGCGGUGGGCCAACUUUGAGGAGGAUCCGCAUCAUCUUCCCAAUAAAGACCAAUCACAGAGAAACCCGUGCUGGCCAGGUCCCCCGCACUGCAGGAAUUUCGUCGCCGAGGAGGCAGAUAGUCGUCCAGCAUACAGCACAUUACACCGCCGUGGAGAAGAAUCUGUAAUUCCUGCGGAAGGCACCAGCGUAGAAGGCUCCGGAACGGACCGAGGGCCAUGCGUCCCUGAAGUGCAGCAGCCCAUCAGUGCCAGUGGAGCUGCUAGCGCCGGAGAGAGCUGCAGCAGCAGCUCUAGCAACCAUAGUGUUGGUCAAACUGACAGGAGAGGAAGCACGAGCGGUUGCAGUAGCAGUAGCGACAGUGAAGCUGAAGACCCCGCCAACCCUCUGCGGGCAUCUGGACAAUGGAGGCCCCCACUUUUCAGUCAACAGAAGCAUCGUCUCCAUCAGCAGGAGCAAGAAAACCUUUACCGUUCUUUGGCGCAGGACACAUUUACUCAGCCUACCCCCCCUGUGACGGAUGCAGCCGGCCCCAGUCAUUGGGGGACGACUGCACCGCAGCGGAGCUCUUUGCCUCCUUUGGGGUGCAGCAGCGGCGGUGUAAAUGACAGUGCCACACUGCGCAGAGGCACAGGAGUAGCCACAGCAACACCGACGAGGCUAUUUCCUCAUUAUGACCCCGCGGACGUGGACAUACAACGCUCAGCGCAAUGUGUCAGUUUUUGUGGAACUCACGAGGCCUCACGAAGCGUUCCUAGCGGAGCUGCUGCUGCUGCUCUGUCUGAGGGCCAUUCGGCAGGGGCUGGUGAUGCACUUCGGCGGCUUCCGCCUAGUGUAGAUGCGCCCAGCGCGAUGGGAGGGAGCGAGUCUCUGCUUCGAGACGAUAGCCGCCAAGUAGGAGAGGUUCCGCCAGCGUUGGGCAUGUGGCAGCACUUGCGCACAAGGGGUUCCCUGCCACAGACGAGAGAAAAUGUUCUGUUGCAUUCGCCGAGCAGGUCCCACCGAAUGUAA